Molecule: messenger RNA, 1038 nt
Organism: Mytilus trossulus (common blue mussel)
Lineage: Eukaryota; Metazoa; Mollusca; Bivalvia; Mytilida; Mytilidae
Product: integumentary mucin C.1-like
Exons: 8
Coding region: 1-1038 (345 amino acids)
Source: RefSeq, a predicted model, not a curated record
AUGGACCUUCAAGCUUACAGUGGUGCUCGUAUUUCCACUAUUAAGAAGAAACUGGAUCAAGCAUUAGCAACAACUACAACAGCUCAGCCUACAACCGAUGCUGAUCAGCUGUGUGUACAAAAACGUGGAACAGGAUCACAUUUGUGUAGGUACUUCUACAACCAAGAUUAUUCCUCCAUAUGUACAAAACUGUACUGUGCAAUACCAAAUACAAACACCUGUUAUGAAAAUAGGAUUCAGGACUACAUUCUCUGUGGAAAUAAAAAGUGGUGUAUAUCUGGUGUAUGUACGUCAGAUUCAAACGCCCCUGCGGGAGAUGAAACCUGCCUUUAUGGAGAUCGCACAGGUAUAUUUUUUAGCAAUAGUUGGACUUGUGCAGAUAUGGUCAGGGAAGCACCACAAUGGUGUGCAGAUCAUUCGAGUGCAUGCUGUGCUUCAUGUGCAUCUAUAAGAACAACGACAAUAACAACUCCUGCAACGACAACAACUUCUGUAAAGACAACAACUUCCCCUACUACGACAUCAACAGCUGCUUCUUCUACAACAACUAUAGCAACAACUACAACAGUACAGCCUAUAACAGAUGCUGAUCAGCUGUGUGUACAAAAACAUGGUACAGGGUCACAUUUGUGUAGGUACUUCUACAACCAAGAUUAUUCCUCCAUAUGUACAAAACUGUACUGUGCAAUACCAAAUAUAAACACCUGUUAUGAAAAUAGGAUUCAGGACUACAUUCUCUGUGGAAAUAAAAAGUGGUGUAUAUCUGGUGUAUGUACGUCAGAUUCAAACGCCCCUGCGGGAGAUGAGACCUGUCUUUAUGGAGAUCGCAAAGGUACAUAUUUUACCAAUGGUUGGACUUGUGCAGAUAUGGUCAGGGAAGCACCACAAUGGUGUGCAGAUCAUGCGAAUGCAUGUUGUGCCUCGUGUGCAUCUAUAAGAACAACGACAACAACUACUCCUACAACGACAACAACUCCUCCUGCGACAACAGUUCAGCCAAAAACAACCGAAGACACAUCGUUUUUUUACAGGUAUUAA